This is a messenger RNA of Branchiostoma belcheri (Belcher's lancelet), 2062 nucleotides long. RefSeq names its product ultraviolet-B receptor UVR8-like. Bases 253 to 1095 code for a protein of 280 amino acids. The transcript has 7 exons. Lineage: Eukaryota; Metazoa; Chordata; Leptocardii; Amphioxiformes; Branchiostomatidae. The record is from RefSeq and is a predicted model, not a curated record.
UGGUCUGGGUGGUUGUAGCAGUAGUACAGUGUAAAUCGUAGGGUAGAAAGUCAACUUUAAAACAGGUCUUAGCCAUUUUUGCUUUAGACUAUGUUCCUAAGUUUAUUUUUCAAUCAAAAAUGUUUACAACUCUGAGUCCUGUAAGCCUAAAACAUCACCAAAACACUCAUGUUCUGUUUUGGCUGAAUAUUGUUCUACUCAAGCAAGGAGAAGUGUUAAAUAUGUGAAAGUUGUAGCUUGUACUGUUGUAGGAUGGGAAAAUUGUAUGUUUUUGGUUAUAAUGGUUUUGGGCAGCUGAGGCCUGACAGAAGCGACAAUUUCCUGGCCCAUCCUUUGGAGCUGAAGGCCACAGGACCAGACGAUGAUGAUGAUGAUGAUGUGGUUACUAUGGUUGCAGCAUCAUGGAGUUCAGCUGCUAUCUUUGCAGCUUUUGCAGGCAAAACAAUCGUCAUGACCCAAGGAUUCCUAAACGCUGAGUCCCACCAGCACCGAAAGUUUGAGACUGAAGCUGUUAGAAGUUGCACCUGGACAGCUGACGGCCUGGUGGUGGUGUGGGAGGGGGGCCAGUGUGUGCAGGUGGACACCUGUACGGGACAGGUGCUGAGCAGGUGGACUAGCCCAGAAGGAGUGAAGUUCACAGAUGUGGUUUGUGGGGAGAACAGCAUACUGGCGCUGACAGGUGCCAGACGUCAACAUACAGCUGAACUGUGGAUACCAGAAAGCAGACCACACUGGGCCACCUCAAAGUCCUGGCUAGCUUCUCAAACAGUCAAAGCUCAGUUCCUGGAAACUUCUGUCAGCGAGGCGGGACUGCAAGGUGGCAGCAUAGCGGAGGUGCUGGUACAGGCCACCCCUAUCAUAGUAGACCUGCCCACUGGUCAGGAGGUGUCAAAGGUCAGCUGUGGGUCCAGGCAUACAGCGGCUCUCACUAAGGAGGGACAGCUGUUAACGUGGGGAUGGGGUGCCUACGGUCAAUUAGGCAGAGGACAGACAGAGAGGUCAGAGGUUCCUCGUACAGUGGAGUUCUUCAAGCAGAGAAGAGUCAUUGAUGUGUGGUGUGGACCAUGGAAUGUGUUUGUACAGGUGGACCAGUAAAGUGUUGACAUUUUCUGAUGCGGCAUUCAAUAUAAUUAAGUUGGUUAUAAAGUUUCUCCAAUACUGGAAGGUAUAUAUGGGAUAUUCUGUUUUAAAUAUUGUGCCAAAUGUGUGUAACUUUUAAACAAAUGUACAGAAGAUGAUGACAAUUGCACGAACUUGCCCAGAUAUCCAAAAAAGUACUGAUGGCAGCUUUGCAGUACCGUUCUAUGAUUGGUAAUGUUGGUAGUCUCUGCUCCAGUGUUAGAGACUCACGCUGUCUGUCAGGUGUUCACAGCUGCCUCUAUGUCUGGUAAUACAUGUCCCCUUCUGCAGCUGUAGCAUCUGCGCAAGUGUGAUCAUGAGUGACUGUCAGGUGUACACAGGUGUUAGGUGUUCACAGCUUUCUAUUUCCGGUAAUGUCCCCUUCCCCAGCUGUGGCACCUGAUCCUGUGAGAGGGACCCAGCCCCUGCAUGUCAGGUGUUCACAGCUGUCAGGUGUUCACAGCUGUCAGGUGCUCACAGCUGUCAGGUGCUCACAGCUGCCUCUAUGUCAGGUAAUGUCCACUUCUCCAUUGGUAGUGCCUGGUCCAGUGGGAAUAUCCCCUGCUGGACUCUACACAGGGAUGUCAGGUGGGCACAGCUGCCAACAGCUGAAGGAAUGGUGAAAAGUGGGAAAAAAAACUUAAGAAAAGACUUGGACUCAAGCACAUGUCAAGUGUUGAUUGAUACUGUACACGCUGCAUGUUAUUUAAUGCAAGUUGAUGCAACAGAUUGUUUGUUAAACUGACACAAUUGGUACUGAUUUAUUUUCAUGUCUUCAAAGUGUUGAUGUCAAAAGUAAAGCUGAUAUACUUUUAUUACAUUGGCAAAGUUCUCAUGAUUCAUAUAACAUUGCUUAGACACAGAAUCUUCUGAUUCAUAACUGAACAUUGUAGAAAAUUGUAGUUUUUUGUCUUUCCUGAAAACACCACAGACAUUACCUAAA